AUGAAGAAAAAUUCUGCCUUGAUCUAUAUACGUGCUCCAAAUCUCGACUACGAGCCUAACAAGGCAAUUCGUCUUGGCCAUAUUUGGAAACAUCCAAUGGAUCCCGGCUCGUUCUGUGGACCGCCUCUCCCCAUUCCAGAAGACAUGGAAACCAACUAUACCUUCAAAGCCCCUUGGUAUAUCGGCAAAGGUAGAGCAAACAGUGGAUCAUUGGGUAUUUGGGCCAGUUUCCUCCAGGCUGUGGGAGUUACAGCAGAAUCCAAUUUUGAUUGGAACAACGCCAAGGAUGUGUCUCACACAUGCGAGAGACUGGACACGUACUCCAUAGAGCCAACGGACGAUUAUGUCAAAGAGAGUGUCAAAGCCGUGGCUUCUGAGGCUGUCAGGCGCAGGGAACGUCUGUUCAUGGUGACAGGCGUCAAGAUAGCACGUGGUGCAGUUGGCUCUAUCUCCUCCUCAAGGCGUGUUGGGGGCGGUGCAAGAGUUGGGUUCGGUGGUGAAAGCUUAGGCGUGCCAUUCGAUGGCGGACCGCAGUUCAACAUAUCCAGGGAUAUCUACGACGAAGAAACAUAUGGCGAAUCGUCAGAUUUUGUCUUUGCAUAUCGUGUCCGCCGGAUCAUUUAUCCUAAAGGAGGUUGGGAAUCGACGCACGCGGGUUCCAGUAUUGUGAAUUAUGGACUACAUGAAGUAGACGCGGGAGUGUCUGUUUCGAUUGGAUCGAGGGCUUCGCCUUUCAACUCGAGGUUCGAGUUUUUUGAGGGCGAUGAGGCUGAGAUACCAGGUCCUCUGCUGGUCGGUUACCCAUCGACAUGGCAAGAACCAACAUCUCUCCUAACCUUGGAUAGUUUACAUCAGAAGGUACUGCAUUUGGAAAGCUCCAUGCAAGAUAUAAGAGCCCAGCUAGUAAAGCUCCAAUCAGGACGCGAUUCAGCACAUCAAAGUGUCAUCGAACAAAGUGCUUCUCCUCAAGCAUCGACAAACAGUCGUGUGUUGAUGGAUGAGAUCGAGCCCGCAGAUCAACAUGUUCAUGCUGCUCCAGCUGAAGUUAUCCGGCGUGUCGCCUGCCAGGUGACUGGUGACUUGAGAAGAGCUUUCCACACAAAAGAGGAUGUUGUACGCAUGGGUAUGCUUAAUGCCACAACCGCUGAGACCCUUGUCAAAUCCUUCAUUCGACGACGUCGCCACGUUCUGUUUAUAAAUGAUGAGAGCGAUCUGGUAACUAGAGGCUCUUUGAUUCAAACAUCACCAUUUCUUCAUGCCGUGUUGUGCUCGCACGAGAUGAGGUUUACCCACACGAGCCAGACAGAUGCCUUGAAGCACAGGCAAGUCUACGAGCAUAUGCGAAACAUGCUUGGUCAGGUAGUGCUGGGUAGCCCUUUGCAUCUUGAGGAAAUUACUGGCGUUCUCAUUUGUUCUCUUUUCGCCGGAUCACCAUCGUGCGAGGCUGAAUAUGUCGAUAGCUGGCUUCUGAGUGGCAUUUGUUCGCAGCAGGCGAUGCUAUGCAUUCAAUUUUCAGAUAUUCAUCAGCGAACCAAUGCCGGGACUUCCACAAAGCUGGAUCUUCGAUCAAUGAGAAUCUGGGCAAACAUAUGCUUAAACCAUCUGCAGAAUCUACUCAAUUUUGAGCAGACCACAAUGCGCGAUGCGAUGCUGCUUGCUGAGAUCUCGCUUUACUGUACACUCCAGAAAGAAGACUGCGUUAAACCUACCUUCGCAAACGAUGGUUUCAGCUCCAAAUUUGCAAUUUGGAAGCAGCAAUAUGGAUACCUCCUUGAUCUACCUACAGGUCUUAUGCUGAAGUUCAGUUACUGUAUUGCCAACGUCAUCCUAGCAAAACGAACUCUGGAUAGGGUUGAAGCAGAUGCGUUGAAUCUCGCCUCGUCGCUCUCGCCACAGACGUCUCGCAGUUCUACAGUGAAUCUCCAAGACCCUUCCACAAAGUCCCUCCAAGGCCAUGUAUACGAACUCAGCUUCCGAGUCAUACAGGCAUUCAUCGCUAUCCCAAGUUCAAGCUCUGGAGAUUUACCCGAAUUUCACUCCCUCUGUGUUGCUUAUGCCUUGCUCAUUCUGGGUCAAUAUGAUGAGCUGCCCCCAGCCGUAGCAAAAAACGAGCUCUAUUCUGCCUUGCAAGAAAUGAGGCGUCGCUGCAGUGAAUCAAACGCGUAUUCUGUGGCAGUUAGACUCAGUGUUGAACGAGCUUGGGACAAUUUCUUGAGGGUAGAUGGCGUUAAUUCGGUCGAGGUUGUACGGCAAGAGUCGCAGUUUCAUAGCCAUGCUGCUCAGAGCACCAACGCCAACAAGGCAUGUCACAAUACUGGGGCUGGGGGUCAAGUUGAAUCUCUUGAUCUCGACUUCUUCUUCAAUGGAGGCUACUUGGACCUGCUCGACGUCGACAACUUCCUCGUCUAG
Messenger RNA from Fusarium tjaetaba, 2409 nucleotides. RefSeq names its product transcriptional activator of proteases prtT. The transcript has 6 exons. NCBI's taxonomy places the organism in Eukaryota, Fungi, Ascomycota, Sordariomycetes, Hypocreales, Nectriaceae. The coding region runs from base 1 to 2409 and encodes 802 amino acids. The record is from RefSeq and is a predicted model, not a curated record.